CCUCGCUCGCAGGCGGGCAGCGCCUCCUCUCCGGUGGGCCCCGAGCGGCGGACUGCGACUCCCGGCAUGCAGCGCGGCGGCCGCGCCCCGAGACGGCCCACCAUGGCGGCGGCGCGCGCCAGCCUGCGCGGGCUGCUGGUGGCAGCAGAGCGGGCAGCAGGUCCUGCCAGGCCCUGGGAGCAGCCAAUUCCCCACGUCACACGGCUCCUCCGGCACAGCUCCAACCAGCCGGCGGGUCCACAGGCCAGCCCAGACCCCAGGAACAGGGGGCUCCCCGAGGGGGUGGAGUACAUCCCCACACGCAAGAAGGGCAAGAACCCGAUGAAGCCGGUGGGGGUGGCCUGGUACACCCUCUAUGCCCGCACACGGCUGGGCUACCUCUUCUACCAGCGACAACUGAAGAAGGCCCAGGAGCGGUACCCACGCGGACACUCCAUCCCCCAGCCCUGCUGCUUCCCCGGAGUGAAAAUCCUGCCCAUUCCCGUACUUUCCAGCAACUACAGCUACCUGGUCAUUGACACUGGCUCCAGCCGAGCAGCCGUUAUUGACCCCUCUGACCCACUGGCUGUGGAGGCUGCCAUUGAGGAAGAGGGGGUGAUGCUGGAGGCCAUAUUCUGUACCCACAAACACUGGGACCACAGUGGAGGGAAUGUGGCGCUCCGACAGCGGCACAGCUCCUGCAAGGUGUAUGGCAGCGCUCUUGACACCAUCCCAGAGCUCACCAACCCGCUUGCAGACAGGGAGAAGGUGAGCGUGGGCUGCCUGACCUUCGAGGCGCUCGCCACACCUGGUCACACUGUGGGGCACAUGGCGUAUGUGCUGGAUGGGGAGCCCUUUGGUUGCCCUCCCUGCCUCUUCUCUGGGGACCUCCUCUUCCUUGCUGGCUGUGGCAGGCUGUUUGAGGGUUCCCCUGAGACCAUGCUCGCCUCCCUCGAUGUGGCCAUGAGCUUGGGCAAGGACACACUGCUGUGGCCGGGGCACGAGUAUGCGCUGGAGUGUCUGACCUUCGCCAGCCUCCUGGAGCUGGACAAUCCCGCACUGGACCAGAAGCUGCAGUGGGCAACACAGCAGCGGCAGGAGAAGAGGAGCACGUGUCCCUCUACACUGGGAGAGGAGCAGACCUACAACCCUUUUCUGCGGACCCACCGGCCGGAGCUGCAGGCAGCGCUGGGGAUGCAACAAGGCACAAGGGAAGACCCUGACACCUUCCGUGCCCGUGUCCUCAAGGAGGUGCGGAGGCGCAAGGACCUCUACAAAGCCACCUAGACCCCCCCCCCCCUCUGCAGACCCCUGCCCUUUCCAUGGGGCUGGGUGCUGUUCACGCACAGGGGGGCUGAGACUCUGUGGGUUUUUUUGCUGUGAAUCCCCCUCCUGGGGUGCAAGGUUGGGGGAAAGAGUGGACAUACACCCCGUGCAGGCAUCCCACAAGUGAUCCCUGACUUUGCUUGCACAGACUUGAAGGUCACCAGCUGUCGCCUAGAAGCACCUCAAUCCCCUUUAUAGGGGGCC
Molecule: messenger RNA, 1509 nt
Organism: Cuculus canorus (common cuckoo)
Lineage: Eukaryota; Metazoa; Chordata; Aves; Cuculiformes; Cuculidae
Gene: PNKD
Product: PNKD metallo-beta-lactamase domain containing
Exons: 10
Coding region: 67-1266 (399 amino acids)
Cellular component (GO): mitochondrion
Molecular function (GO): hydroxyacylglutathione hydrolase activity
Source: RefSeq, a predicted model, not a curated record